CAUAUAUGCAGGCUUCAUUUUUCUGAUGGUUGAGCUGUUUUCUUUAUUACCGUCGCAGAUAUUCGGUUGGUGCCUGGUUACUCGCUCAUUCGGCCUCGACGGGCAUAGAACAAGACACUAACAACAUGCAACAGUAUGGAACGAAAUGCAAUGGGAUGGAACGAAACGCAAUGGAAUGGAAUGGAACGAAAUGCCGCUCGGUCUCACAGAUUUAUAUGACGAAAAUAGUUCAAUAAUUGUGCUGAACUUUGUGGGCUCAGUUAGACUUUCUCACUUCGCCGCGUCCAUUCGAUGUAAGUCCUCGACGCUGCAAGAAUAGUGUGCAUCCUUCCUAGCCUAUCCACGACGACUCGUCUGUGAGUCUGGAGAUGGCUCUGUGUGGUUUCUAGUCUCGUCUGGCCUCAUUUGUUUUGCUAUAUAUACAUGCUUUCAAAUAUCUUCCUAUUAUGACUCUUUUUCAAGCCAUCGACACACCAGGAGCUCUCGUGGACACCAAUUUGCUUCACUGAAGGAAAGAUUUAUAUUCAGGUGCUCCAAGACUUGUCAGCGACGAUGGCCCCCGCGGACCCUUUGAAGCCAGCAGCCAAAGAGCCAAAGACGUUGAGGAGGUUCAAAUUAUUCCCCAAACUCCCCACCGAAAUCCGACUCAUGAUCUGGACCCUCCUCUUGCCACCUCCACGGGUCGUCGACAUCCGGAUGCGUCGAAAGUCCAUCCCUACAUCCGCGGGAGAAAUCUUAGAUGUCGGUCGGUUUAUCAGCUCAGUCGACCACCCCAUCAUCCUGCACGUGUGCUCUGAAUCUCGCAGAGUGGCCCGACAACACUACAAGCUCUCGUUUCCCAAGAAGACGAAUACGGAGUGGUCGCCGGCUCAGACAUAUAUCGACUUUGACAACGACACGGUCUGGUUCGAUAACCUGCGCUACUUUCCUACUACGCCGUCCACGAAUUCACCAAAGACCCUUCCCAUGGCUGAGUUUGCCAAGAUCAAAAAACUCGCUAUGCGGCACGAGAUAGAUCGUGUGCUGCUGGAUAGUACGAAAUUGUUUAAUCCGAAGCACUUUCCGGCGCUGGAGGAUAUAUAUGUGGUUGACCAUAAAGUAUACCCUCACGAGAUCUUGUUGGUUGUUUACGGGACCUAUACCAGUGAGACCUUGGAAAAGGUGUGGGAGAAGGAGAAGAAAUGUCCUACUGUUUACUUGGCCAGUGCGGGUGAGAUAUCUUGAGGGUAUCUGAAGUUGAUUCGAUGUAGGGCAGCCCUGGGGGUUGCAGUAGCUCCCAUCUGGAUACGUGGAGGAGAUUUUUAUUGUAGGGAAUUAUAUCAUCCGG
This is a messenger RNA of Pseudogymnoascus verrucosus, 1327 nucleotides long. RefSeq lists its product as uncharacterized. Bases 553 to 1224 code for a protein of 223 amino acids. The record is from RefSeq and is a predicted model, not a curated record. Lineage: Eukaryota; Fungi; Ascomycota; Leotiomycetes; Thelebolales; Thelebolaceae. The transcript has 2 exons.